Messenger RNA from Uranotaenia lowii, 1640 nucleotides. Its product is annotated as facilitated trehalose transporter Tret1-like. NCBI's taxonomy places the organism in Eukaryota, Metazoa, Arthropoda, Insecta, Diptera, Culicidae. The transcript is spliced from 6 exons. The record is from RefSeq and is a predicted model, not a curated record. The coding region runs from base 531 to 1640 and encodes 369 amino acids.
CAAGAGCAGAUCUUUUAUGAAUAGAAUCGCGUACGUGUUGUAUCCGCGAGUUCGGACGUGAAACGUUACGGAAAGGAUUUUUUUUAAUUUUUUACCGCGAACUGACUGGACUUCCGAAACUAGAAACGAGAUCACAAUCACUGCAGCUAAGCAUUGAAAUUUGGAUAGCUACUUCCGCACGGGUGUGCAACGAGGUUUUUGUGACAGAAGAAAGGAAGGAAAAAGUUUCAGAGACUGUGAAUCGAUUGAAUUGAUUAACGCUCGAUUCGAGCUGUGGACUGUAUUCGUUUUAAGUUGAAACGUUUCUGGUAUCUGCAUUUGAAAACUGGAAAAACCUUUGCAUGUGUUCCAGUGAGUAAAUAAUAGUAAUACAAACGUUCAGUGAUAAUAAGCAAACGGUGGAAAAAAAGUGCAAAAAGCAGGCCAGAGAGAAGGUCGUUAUAAAAAAAUUGUUUAACGAAGCAGCAAUUUCCAGUGGCCUUAAACCGAAAGCCAGUAAAUAGUGUAAUCAGAAACGGAGUGCCUCCAAAAUGAGCAACAAUAGGCAGGGCGGCGGCCCAGUGGGUCGCAUAGUGGACAAAAUAAAGCGCACGAUGACCAACGAAGGGGAUGACACACGUGACCCGCUGCAGUACGGCUAUCAACGGGUCAACACGGGCGAAGGAUCUUUGUCGACAUCCACGACGGCAACCAGUUUGGACACAAUCGUUCUGGAUACGAACGCCGACGAUUUGGCCGGAACUCCCAGGGCAGCAGCAGCUGCAGCACAAAGACCGUUCAGCCCUAUACUGGAAACGGAGGAUACGAAUCCAUUUCUUGAUCCCCCGGCGGCAGGUACUCGAUCAAGCGGAACUGUUGCAGAUUCGAAAUCCAAGAGUAAAUCCUCGCUCAAGGGUUCACGGGUGUCCUUCGACGAGGACGACGAUCGGUUCGAUGAAACUGACGAAGGAUUCCGCAAGCAACGGGAACAUUUUCAGAGGAACAAAAGUCACAGCAGCAGCGCAGCUCAUAAGAAUCAGCUGAUAAAGGAACUUCGUCACCUGUUGGCAGCCGACAAUAGACGGCAAUUCCAGGGUAAAAAGCAUGUCUCGCUAGAUGUACAGAGUUCCAAAGUGCUUGAAGAGCUACUGAAGGCGUCUUCGUCGGAAGACGACUUCGAAGGUCAACGCAGGCAGUUCCAGGAGCGGAAACACAGAAGUUUGGACAAUCGGCACAUAUCGUUCAAAUUCGAGAAGGAACCUUCGCCCUCGAGCAGCGACGAAGACUUCGAGCCAUCUACCUCGCUGCUGAAGAUCGAUGCCGAUAUCACGAAACCCGUCAUCAUUGAUUUGAAGGAUCUAGAUUCGAGUGAGGACGAAGACUACAUCUCCUCGCGUAAGCAUUUCCAGCAGUCCAAGUCUAUGAGUACCGAUUCUCGGAAAAGCGGCAAAAGUAUACGAUUUUUCGAGAUGGAAAUGGGCACCAAGGAGGAAAACCUCCGAUCGGCUGUACCCUUCGUGCGGCAGAUCACAGAAGAUGGCAAGGCAAAGCUGGAAGUCUACCGACCAACAACGAACCCGAUCUUCAUCUGGACACAGAAACUAGAGUAUUGCGAACUGGGGAGUUUGAAUGUACACAUGAAGCUUGAUGCAAAUGGAUGA